Molecule: messenger RNA, 756 nt
Organism: Aspergillus chevalieri
Lineage: Eukaryota; Fungi; Ascomycota; Eurotiomycetes; Eurotiales; Aspergillaceae
Exons: 2
Coding region: 1-756 (251 amino acids)
Source: RefSeq, a predicted model, not a curated record
AUGGUCAACUGGAGAGCAGCCGACGCAAAGGACCGCCUCUUCGCAUCUCUCCUCGCCAGCCACCCGACUCUUAAGCUCGAUUACCACACCAUGACAGCCAUAUAUGGCGAAGGAGCUACGUACGACGCCGUUGAGAAACAGUUCCGCCGCUACAGAAAGAUGGCCAACGACCUCCGCACAGGAGCCCAAGCCCGCGGAGUAAACAUCGAUGGCCCCGUCCCACGCACGCCCCGUGGUUCGCGAAAUAGAGCUUCAGGCCUAGCUUCUGCGUCUGCGUCUAAAUCCAAGUCCAACUCCUCCGCCGCGAAGAACAAGAAAGGCAUCGAAGACAGCACCGUCCCCGAAACGCCCACCAAAGCCAACAGCAGACUGGGUAACACGAUGGGCUCGGCUGCAGACGUGAUCUGCCUGGAUGACUCUGCUUCCCCGGAGGUCAAGACCAAGAAAGAGGUAGAAGAGGCGGAGAGUCUGUUCGUGAAGAUGGAGAAUGUCAACCCGGAACACACUGCAACCCGCUCUCCUUCUUUACCUGUUCUGUCGCGGGUUACGCCUCCUCCUGUCAAGCCCAAGAGUCUCAUUAUCGGAAGCGUGACUCCUCUGAAGCGAUCUGUUGAGGGUAUUGAGGAGAGUCCCACGCCGCGGGUGAAAGCGGAGGGUCGCCGUGAGAUGACCAAACCGUUCGCGUUCGGCAUUGGAGAUUCAUUUACGAUGUCGGAUCCGUUCGUCAACGAGGAUUACUAUGAGGGAGCGGCUUGA